Sitophilus oryzae (rice weevil) is the source of this 2218-nucleotide messenger RNA. RefSeq lists its product as uncharacterized. The transcript is spliced from 5 exons. NCBI's taxonomy places the organism in Eukaryota, Metazoa, Arthropoda, Insecta, Coleoptera, Curculionidae. Bases 327 to 1919 code for a protein of 530 amino acids. The record is from RefSeq and is a predicted model, not a curated record.
AAAUAGACCAAUAAGUGUAAUUAAAAAAUUUGCUAAUUAAUUAAUAAAUCGCGUGCAAUGUAGUUAAUAUAGAUUUAAGUAACAAAAAUGCCAGCCAACAAACCCAAAGCCCAACCCUGUCAAAUAUGGAUAUUUUCAUUGGAUUAUAUCGAUAUAUCAAAAUAAUCGAUAUAUCUUCGCCAUCUCUACCCCAGUUGACAAUCAGCUGACUGUCAUCGAAAUUAUGGAAAAUCAAAACAAAAAAUGCCGAAACAGAUCAAUAAGUGUAAUUAAAGAAUUCCCUGCCUGUCUCUUUAAUCGCGAGCAGUGUAAAACAUCUGUAAAUAAUGAAAAUGGCUCACUCGAUGCAAGGAAUCUACGCUCCUCUGCCUCAAUCCAUCAGCGACUCCGAUUCGGAAAAGGAAAUCAGCAUGGAACCCCUUUGUACUAGCUACGAGCCGAAAAACAAAUUCGAAAAUAUUUACCGACAAAACGGACACGGCAUGCAUUUAGAAGACGAUAUCGUCAAGAUCAAAAGAGGGGCCAGUAAAAUGUCAGCAGCACGGAAGGUAGCAUUUGGGUGUUCUAUAAUUUUGUGUUUUCUUCCCAUAAUCAUAUUCUUGUGGGUGUUGCCGUGCACGGAGCUUCAUACGUGCCCAGUAAAAAUCUCCAAUUGGGAGUACCAACAGGAAGAGAUUGAAUUGAAGGGACCAAUCAUGCUUGUCGGUGGCUUGUACAAGUCUAACUACAAUUUAGCCAUAAUGUACAAAGGAAGCUUUAAUAGUCCUAAAAGUCUCAAACAUGGCGUUAUAUCUUUCAUGGGAUUAACUGGUAGCGUCGCUUGGGAUCUGCAACAAGUCGUCGAACCUUAUAAAAUAAACUGUCAAAUAAUCGACAGCAAUAUGGACGGCACACUCGACUGUCUUAUAAUUGAUAAAACGGGUUUGAAAGUGAUCGAGACGAUAGCCGGUCAAGCGCUUUGGCAUGCUCAUUCUUCAGAAGAAAAGACGCUGGUGAGGAAUUUAGAUAUGCCCAUCCCUUUACCGGACUUGAAUAAUGAUGGGGUUAUUGAAUUAUUGAGCAUAUAUGAAAAGACAAGUUUCCUUGUUAUAUCUGGCAACACUGGACGAGCCUUGGCCAAAAUUCAAGUGCCGUCUUGCGGCCACAUCAAGGAAAUUCACUUUUCCGCCGAAGACAAUCAGAUUUGCGUCUAUCACUGUAUGAACACGUCCAUUGAGACCUACCAAGUGUCAUUGUCGGAGAUCGAGAAGAGCUUCAGCAACCCCCAGUAUAUUAUCAACGUGACGCCACUGACCGAAGAAAUAACCGAGCACGACUACGUCGCCGGUAAUAGGAGGCUGCGCGUCAAUAACGGUCCUGAUUGUCCUAAAUGUCACUGUGUCAUGACACUUUAUGAUGACAAAAAUCAGGUCCUCAAAACAUGGCCGUUCAACAACGCCUUCAUCAUGAAACCGAAACCGUUUAGCUUCAAGCCGUCUCAAGCGAAGAAGCUUCAACUCAAGGGCCACCUCAGCGGCUUCAUCGUAAAAAUAUGGGAGUGGUCGGAACACUACAGGAAGCUCCGCCCCCUACAGAGGGUCAACAAAAGAAGCGUCCAAUACCACAACGAGACGUUCUUCUCCACCGAGGUAUCGGAAAGAGUCAUACUCAUAACUUCGAACGAGACCGACGUGCAAGUCAUCAACGCGUCCUUUACCGAAAUCAAUCAGAUAUGUAGAACGGACGAGACGAACUGUCAGCCGGACGUCAACAAUCAGGUUGACAGCUUGCUUAUCGCUGACGUAGAGCACGAUUCGAGCACGGAACUGGUCAAUUUUUACAGCAGUUAUGUCAGAAGAGACGAGGAUUGGCAUUUGGUCAGUUUCGUGAAGGUGUUGCGGUUGGAAGAGGAACUACCGAAGUUGUACAGCGCUAAGUAAGUUAAGGUUCUGCAAUUUUCCGCUAUUACUGGGUAAAACUUCUUCUUCUUUCGUGAGAACAUGUUUUAAAAAACGCUGUGUUCAGUAAUUCAAUCAGAUUCAGUCAGAUUGCUCCAAAUUUGAACUGGAUUAUGAGAUUUUUCCGAAUUUGUUAGGUUAUGUUUCAGUUCAUCAGUGUUGAGGUCAUUCAGAUUUAACACAAUGGUUUAAAAUGACUUUUUUGAUGCUAUUGUAAUAGGAUAAUAUCAGCUUAGUAUAAUUUUAUCUUUCUGUACUCAAUACUGUUAAAAUCAACAAAA